UGAACGACCAACACCGAGCUGCAGGUCGGCCCCACCCCCGCAUUGUGGGUCUGCCUUGCAUACCCCCACCUCGCCAAACGAAACCUGGCCUCCGACGACUCCGUCCCGCCCCUCGCACUCUUUUUACCCCCUGAGAUUCAUCCGCGGAAAGGAAGAGAUGACAGCCAACUCGGCCUGCCAGCGCCAGCACGAUGCGCGAGUUAAUGGCAUCACCAAGACCGAUACUCCGGCGGCUAUACAUGGUCCAACGCCGCGGGCUCUCCCCGACAUAUGCUUCGAGCUACGAGCCAAGAUUGAUGCAUUCCUCGAGGAACAACCUGAUGACGGUGUCUUGCGCAACGUACAACGCCAAGUUCGAGUGUCUAUGGAUGUGAUCCAGGAGUCGCUACGCCGAUAUGGGGCCGACCACCUCUCGCUUUCGUAUAACGGUGGCAAGGACUGUCUUGUGCUCUUGAUCUUGAUUCUCGCUUGCCUACCCAGUUGCGCGCCGCCCUCCUCACCCUCCCCCGACAACCCCCCUCCCCCGACGAUCGUUUCUCCUCGUCGACCUCUCCAAGCGAUAUACAUAGUUUCUUCCGAUCCGUUUUCGGAAGUCGAGGAUUUCGUGGCGGCAUCGGCAGAGCAGUACCAUCUCGACCUCAAACGUUAUGCGCUCCCCAUGCGACCGGCUCUUGAGGCAUACCUCGAAGACACCCCAAUCAUCAAGGCUAUAUUUUUAGGGACAAGGCGGACUGACCCGCACGGAGAGUUCCUGACACACUUCGACCCCACGGACCAGGGUUGGCCGCAGUUCAUGCGCGUCCAUCCUGUUAUCGAUUGGCACUAUGUCGAAAUCUGGGCGUUCAUCCGGCAUCUCCAGAUUCCGUUCUGCGAAUUGUACAAUCGCGGGUUCACUUCUCUGGGGGGUGUCACCGACACCCGUCCAAACCCAGCGCUAGCGCUUGGCGGAGACACUUCGAAGUUUCACCCAGCAUACGAGCUCAGGGAUGACGACGAGGAGCGCCUUGGCCGAGAUUGAUUAGACUUCUCACAUGACCUUCCCUGGGUUUAUUACAAGCCGCUGAGACUUCACGGGGCUUGAGUGCUGCUGGACGACUUUGAGACGCUUCGUGCCAGGACAGCGCCUGCCUAAAGACUGCGUCGUGGUUAUAUUGUUAGGGUCGAGAAGACCGACUUUACGUUACAACCCUACUCAUAGAGGAUAGAGAGCAUCAUAGACAGCGUCCCGUGGUUGUAUAAGCACUGCUAUCCC
Molecule: messenger RNA, 1252 nt
Organism: Chaetomium fimeti
Lineage: Eukaryota; Fungi; Ascomycota; Sordariomycetes; Sordariales; Chaetomiaceae
Exons: 3
Coding region: 158-1018 (286 amino acids)
Biological process (GO): FAD biosynthetic process
Molecular function (GO): FMN adenylyltransferase activity
Source: RefSeq, a predicted model, not a curated record